UCGCUUGACCUCGACUGCUGCUGCCCAUGGAUAUAGGACACGCGACUCGGUGCAACACUAUGGUUCUGUGUGUUUCUCUCGCUGUCAAGAUAAACAACUAUUGCAAUGCCUCGUUUACUCCAUUUGCUUACUCCGAACGUCAUCGUCUUCUUAGAGGUUGUCACUUACUUGCGCGGCACCCCUCUAGCAGGACCGUACACCAUCGUGCCUGAAUUAGCUGAGCCGUGCCCUAAAGAUCUAAUGGGUUUACCAUGGGACCUCGACGUCAAGUUCGUUAGGGAUCGAAGUAACCCAAACAUUUUCUUCGUAACGCUAAAUUGGGCUGGACAGUUUGUUUUUGACGACCACAAGGAAGCCCAUGCGGUUAUGGCUUCGUGGGACACAAGAGGAGGUUGGAAGGAGAACGCAUUAGUUAUGAAGUUCAAGAAGCUGUGUGCCACGUUCAAGACAUACAUGCCGGACUCAUGGAGAGAGAUGAUGAGGCUUCUCACAAGUAACGUCACUAUCACAGUGCGCGAUUGCCCAUUUCCACCGUUGCUGUUUAAUCCACUGCGUAGCCCUGACAGACUUUUCCACCCCUUGUCAUAUGGAGGAACACGGCGAGUCUUAUUAGACUUCCGAAUGUAGACCUUAUUCUUAUUUCUUCCCACUCGGUCCAUUUGAUCGCGGCGUGUAUGCUGAUGUUUUGAGUUGUAUUUGGUUUUUGUAUCUGACGUUGAAAUCAGGCCGUUCGGAUCAACUCGGAAUCUGUUAUUGCAUAUCGGUUGCUACAACGACGUGUGUCUCGUCGAGUCGCCCCCCCCCCCCUCCUGUGCCCG
Molecule: messenger RNA, 818 nt
Organism: Frankliniella occidentalis (western flower thrips)
Lineage: Eukaryota; Metazoa; Arthropoda; Insecta; Thysanoptera; Thripidae
Exons: 5
Coding region: 106-627 (173 amino acids)
Source: RefSeq, a predicted model, not a curated record